Messenger RNA from Penaeus monodon (black tiger shrimp), 1513 nucleotides. RefSeq lists its product as uncharacterized. Gene Ontology annotation, molecular function: transporter activity. The transcript is spliced from 7 exons. NCBI's taxonomy places the organism in Eukaryota, Metazoa, Arthropoda, Malacostraca, Decapoda, Penaeidae. Bases 202 to 1140 code for a protein of 312 amino acids. The record is from RefSeq and is a predicted model, not a curated record. Gene Ontology annotation, biological process: transport.
CUGCCGAAAAUAUCGUUAAUCUCUCAGACAGCAAUCUUUACGUGGAAACCGUCGAGGAGACGAGUGUUCGAACGGCACGAUAGCAGAACAAGUGACAAAUUUCCUGAGACAGGGAUAAGUCAACAGUGCUCAAAAAAUAAACUGACACAGAGAGGAAAAUUGUUAUUCCUGGAAACAAGAAAAUCGCAACAGUUACCAACAAUGAACGAAACCACAACAGAGAUCGUGAGCGCGUUGAUCAACAUCACGAGUGAAGCAGGAUGCACGCGAGAAGUGUUGGAUUUCGAACCGUCGGCUACAGAGUUUCUGGAAGCGCUGGGCAUCGCGGGCUGGGUGUUGCUGGGCAUGGCAACGAUCGCCUUCGUGACGCUGGUCGGCCUCCUGGUGGACACCCUUCGCCACGUGGUGAGCCACUGUCACCCGCGCCACAAGGCCACCACCUGCGUCGUGCUCUCCGUCUACCCGGUCAUCGGGCUGUGCAGUUACCUGGGCUUGUUAUUCCAAAAGGCUAACAUGUUUCUGGACGCGACGGCUCAGCUGUGGUUCGCGCUGUGCAUGUGGCAGUUCCUUCAGCUGACGCUCUCCUACUUCGGUGGUGAGUCUCGCUUCGUCAGAAAGAUGGAGGGGACGAUGCUGCCCUGGAAGGGGCCGCCCUGCUGCUGCUGGCCCUUGCUGCGUCUGCUGCCCCAAGUCGACGGUCAUCAAACCACAGAUUCGGAUGGUAAAGAUUCUGGUGAUGCAGCAUCCUUGGGUCCAGCUCAUCAUCUCCAUCUUCCAAGUUACGCUCUGGAUCGAGGGCUGGUACACGCACAUGGACAUGCGGCCCAACAACGCCUAUAUCUACAUCUACCUGGUGACGACCAUUUCCUUUUUCUUCGGUCUGUGGGCCUUCAUUGUAGGAUUCAAGGCGUCUCUGCGGCAACUGCAGGAGUUCCACUACACGCCCAAGAUCAUCGCCUUCCAGCUGACGCUCGUUUUCCUACGACUCCAGGCCAUCAUCGUCAAUUCCAUCCUGGUGCCAUCAGGGGCCAUCCCGUGCCUGCCGCCCAUCUCGCCCAAAGUCUUCGCCAACACUUUGCUCAACUCCCUCCUCCUGGGGCAGUUGGUGAUCCUGUCGGUGCUCGCUCGCCACUAUUAUAAGAUGCCCACGCCGGAGAUCGUCAGCCUGGCCAAGGGCACCGACGAGAAGGCAAGCGGGGUCGUUAGCAAUGGCUGCCUGAUCGAGGCUCCGGCCAGCCCAGCAGAAGCCAAGCCGGCCCCUUCGGCAGGAAGCAACAGAGAAGCUACGAGACUUCUGGACGACUGCAGCCCCGAAGUGUGAUGCGCACGGGCAGAGUCGCCAGGACGCGCAAAAUGAAUCCGCGUCUCUGCGGAGGUUUUAUCACACUGGUCAUUCCUGUGAUUCUUAUAGCUAAUAGGACUGUAAAUAUAUGUGAACAUAUAUCAUACAUAUAUACUCACACACACACACACACACACACACACACACACACACACACACACACACACACAC